UGAUUGUCAACUUUUUCGAUGUUUUAAGAUAAAAUUAAAAUAUUCAUGAAAAUGCUAUUAUUAUUACUAUUUUGUUAUGUGCCACUUCCAUUGAUAUGGAGUCAUAAUAUAAUGCCCAUUGUAUUAUGGCAUGGAAUGGGUGAUACAUGUUGUAAUCCAUUAACAUUAGGAUUUAUAAUUAAGAUACUUAAAAAUAAACUGAAUGAUGUGCAUAUAUACUCAGUCAAAAUGGGCCAAAGUUUCAUAGAAGACAUGGAAGAUGGAUAUUUUCUUGAUGUGAAUGAACAAAUUAAAAUUGUCUGUGAUAAACUUAAAAAUGAUUCACGCUACAACAAAGGUUAUAAUGCCAUAGGAUUUUCUCAGGGUGGUCAAUUUUUGAGGGGAUUGGCGCAAAGAUGUCCACAGCCACCUAUGCACAAUCUUAUUUCAUUGGGUGGUCAACAUCAAGGUGUUUAUGGUCUUCCAAGAUGCCCUGGUAUAAAGUCGCUGUGCGACAAAGUAAGAUACAUCCUGAAUACUAUGGCUUACAGGGAAUACGUCCAGAAACAUUUGGUACAAUCUCAAUUUUGGCAUGAUCCCAUGAAUGAGACUCUGUAUAAAGCGAAUUCAUCAUUUUUGGGGGAUAUUAACCAAGAAAGGUCAUUCAAUCCCUCUUACAAAGCUAAUCUUAUGAAAUUAAACAAACUAGUCUUGAUCAAGUUUCUAAAGGAUAGCAUAGUCAUUCCUAGGGAGUCCGAAUGGUUCGGUUUUUAUAAACCUGGAUCCAACACGAUAUUGAUGAAUAUGAAUCAAACCGACUUAUAUCAGAAGGAUCUGUUAGGGUUGAAGGAAAUGCAAGAUAAUCAAAAGUUAGAUCUAUUAUCCUAUCCCGAUGAUCAUUUGCGUUUCGACGUCAGAUGGUUUGAACAGGCCAUUAUUUCGACAUACCUCAAUGUUGCAAUAUAAUAUAACAAUUACAAAUGGGCAUAUUUAAAACCACAAAGAUAUUUUUAUCACAAUUUCUGAAUUAAUGAUAUAACAUUUAACCAUUUUUAAUAUUUAUAUUAUAUAUUUAUUUAUUUUUAACAAUGCAAUUAAUUUAUUUGGUUUUUAAAUAAUAUAUUUAAUUGAUUUGGCAAUGUAUUUAUAUUAUGUAAUCUCUACGAGGCAAUGAUCUC
Gordionus sp. m RMFG-2023 is the source of this 1157-nucleotide messenger RNA. RefSeq names its product palmitoyl-protein thioesterase 1-like. Lineage: Eukaryota; Metazoa; Nematomorpha; Gordioida; Chordodea; Parachordodidae. Bases 46 to 945 code for a protein of 299 amino acids. Gene Ontology annotation, molecular function: palmitoyl-(protein) hydrolase activity. The transcript has 8 exons. Gene Ontology annotation, biological process: protein depalmitoylation; receptor-mediated endocytosis. The record is from RefSeq and is a predicted model, not a curated record. Gene Ontology annotation, cellular component: lysosome.